UAAAUACGUCCCUUAACAUUAGGAAUCGCUGACCAAUCUCAAUAAUAGUAUGAGGAGACCUUUUACUAUGACAAUGGAAGAAGAAAGCGUCGCAUUGUUGCUACAGCAGCUCCAGGAGCUCCGUACAGAGAUGCGGACUCAGAAACAACAGCUCCAAGAAGAGAAUAACAGCUUACGGGCGGAACUACAGGCCGUACGGAACUCGCAACUGAGAAACCAUCCACCAGUUACCACUACAGUUACAUCCGCAACGCCCACCCCCUACGAACGAAGCUAUCCCCGUCCUCGUCACCCGGAUGUCGAACCCUUUACUGGAGAAGACCCUAAGGACUACCCUCCUUUCCAGAUGAACCUUCGUACGAAGUUUGCAAUCGACGCCGCCUGCUACCCUACAGAGGAGGAACAAGUUUACUAUGCCUACAGCCGCCUGAGAGGAAAAGCCAGCCAGCGUGUACUACCAUGGCUCUUGGCUCGCCAGAAAUCUGAGACUCCCGUGCUAUGGGCAGAAUUCUCCGCGGUACUAGACAAGGCCUUUGGUGACCCUGACCGACAGAGAAAGGCUCUUGUACGAGUGAAUACAAUGAAGCAAGGGAAACGUGACUUUGAAGAGUUCUUGAAUGAAUUUGACGAAGAACUUCUUAAUGCUGGAGGGAUUAAUUGGGAUGAUAACCAGAAGAAGGCCUUGUUGGACACGGCAAUUAAUGUUGAGUUGCUAAAAGCCAUGGUUGGUAUUAGGCAGGAGGAUUCGUACGACAACUACUGUAAUCAACUGCGCGAAAUCAACCACAACCUCCAGAGAGUGGCCAGGCUUACACGAAAAGGAUCUCGCGCUGCUGUCCCCACGCAUGUCGCUCGUACAAGACCAGCAGGAGGCUCUGACCGGACCGGGACCCCUGAUCAAAUGGACUGGGAAGCCACCCAUGCUCAAAUUGCAGCCCUACAAAAGGAAGUCGCGGCCCUCCGUACGAAAGGGACCAGGACCCCAAGAAAAGCUAGUCAGGCGCCUGCAGAGGAGAAGCAAAAGAGGUUGUCUGAGGGCAAAUGCCUACGCUGCGGUGAUCCUGACCACUUUAUACAAGAGUGCCCUACAAAACCUACCAGGCGCCCUAGGCAGGUGGCCACAGUUCAGGAAGAACAAGACCAAAUGGAUGACUACAGCGAGAGCGAGUCGGAAAACGAAUAACCUCUGUGCAAAGUCGCGUACAGAGGGGUUAUACAGCUAGAGAAAUACUACUUGAUUGGCAAGAUUUC
Aspergillus nidulans FGSC A4 is the source of this 1251-nucleotide messenger RNA. RefSeq names its product zinc finger CCHC domain-containing protein. Bases 50 to 1183 code for a protein of 377 amino acids. Lineage: Eukaryota; Fungi; Ascomycota; Eurotiomycetes; Eurotiales; Aspergillaceae. The record is from RefSeq and is a predicted model, not a curated record. Gene Ontology annotation, molecular function: nucleic acid binding; zinc ion binding. The transcript has a single exon.